GAUUUUAAGUAGCUACCAUUCUAUCCGAUAUCGGCUGACAACACUCCUGUCACCGUGGAAGUCCACGAUUCGCCGGUAAUUUAAUUAAAUUAUUCUCGGCACAAAUGUGUAAUUAGAGCCCGAAUUGCAACAGAAACUUGUGUUCCAACUAGCCUGUCUCUUUUGAUUUGGAUAGAGCUUUAGACGUGCCACACACAAAAUGAAAACACGGAUAAGCUGGAUAUUCGUGGGCCUGCUUUUGAUCUCUUGCAUCCACGUCAUUAAUGGAGAUGAUCAAAUAGAGGAAGAAAACGAUCUUGAAGAAGAUGAAUAUGUUUCAGUAGAAGAAGAGGAAGAUGCGCCCGCAGCGAGUCAGUCGGGUGUUCCUACCGAGGAAGAUGAGUACUUCAGCCCACUUCCCCAGGGCGAGUAUUACUUGCACGAGAACUUUGACGACCCAGACCUCUUCAAACAGCGCUGGGUCAAGUCUGAAACGAAGAAGGACGACACCGACGACCUGAUAGCCAAGUACGAUGGCGUCUGGAAGCUGGAGGAGCCGCAGCGUGACCCAAUCAAGGGCGACGAAGGCCUGGUGCUCAAGUCCAAGGCCAAGCACGCUGCCAUCUCGACCCUGCUCGACAAGCCGUUCUACUUCAGCGACCGUCCCUUGGUGGUGCAGUACGAGGUCAACUUCCAGAAUGGUCAGGAGUGUGGCGGUGCUUACCUCAAGCUGCUGUCCCUGGACACCAAUCCAAAAAAUAAGGCGCCACUCGACCUGAAAAAGUUCCAUGAUAAAUCGCCAUACACUAUCAUGUUUGGACCUGACAAGUGUGGAAACGAUCACAAGCUUCACUUCAUUUUCCGUCACAAAAACCCUCUGAACAAUUCCUUUGAAGAGAAACACGCCAAGAAAUCGAAAGAGAGGAUCGAAGAGCCCUUCAAGGACAAGCGUCCGCAUCUGUACACCCUCGUUGUCAACCCUGACAACUCAUACUCCGUCAGCGUGGACCACAAAAUUGUGAGCAAAGGCAGCCUCUUGGAGGACUUCAGCCCCCCGGUGAACCCACCCGCGGAAAUCGAUGACCCGCGCGAUUUCAAACCCAACGAUUGGGACGAGAGGGAAAAGAUUCCUGACCCAGAGGCCACCAAGCCUGAUGACUGGGAUGAGGAUGCACCUGCGCAGAUUGCUGAUGAAAGCGCUGAGAAACCGUCUGGCUGGCUCGACGACGAGCCAGAGAAUGUUCCUGACCCGAAUGCAGAGAAGCCCGAGGAUUGGGAUAACGACAUGGAUGGCGAAUGGGAGCCACCGUUGAUCCCGAACCCCCUGUGCGAUAGUGCCCCUGGCUGUGGCCCCUGGAGCCGUCCCCUGAUCAACAACCCUGCCUUCAAGGGCAAGUGGCGCCCGCCCCUGAUCGACAAUCCUAACUAUAAGGGCAAGUGGCAUCCUCGCAGGAUUCCCAACCCAGACUUCUUUGAAGAUCUCCAGCCCUUCCUGAUGACUCCUAUUGGCGCCGUCGGUUUUGAGCUUUGGUCCAUGAGCGACAACAUCCUUUUCGACAAUAUCAUCAUCACUGACAGUCUUAUCGUGGCAGAGCAGUACGCAGCCGACUCUUUUGAUAUCAAACGCCUUAAACUCGACAAGCAAGCCGACUCUCUGGUGACCAGACUGCUGGCCUACACCGCCGAGUAUCCUUGGCUGUGGGUUGUCUUCAUCGUAAUCUUCGGCUUGCCUGUUGUUGCCUUCUUUUACUUCUGUUGUGGAGAUACAGGCAGAAAAGUCGAUGCUCAAGCUGAUGCCAAAAAAACCGACGCUCCAGUUCCCGACGACGAGGAGGAGCCAAAGAAGCCUGCGUCUAAGGGGCAGCUAGAAACCCCAGAAAACGGGGAAGGAGACGCGGGUGAAGAUAACGUGGGUGAUGAUAACGCGGGUGAAGAUAACGCGGAGGAGGAGAGUGGAGAUGAAGAGGAGGAGGAGGAGGAGGAGGAGGAGGAAGAAGGAGACGAGGAGGAAGUAGAGGAAUCUGAAGAGAAAGUUGAUGCCAAAGUGCCCUCGACAGCCAGACAAAGGCGGCCUAGGAAGGAGUAGUACCAUUCCAGACUAACUUGGUUCCUUCUGGCUUGAUUGUUUUGUUGUUACCUUUUACAUGUUUAAGUUUGCGAUGUACACACACACACACACUCGAUUCAAUAUCCCAUUGCAUUGUCUUGGAAUGGACCAAGUCUUCGAAAAAGCAUUAAUCAGCAAUAAUCUCAGCUGGCUGCUGUCCGUUUGUUGCACUCUAGAAAAAGGAACCAACCAAAAACCAUCAGUCUGAAAUACGUAUUACUCUCAUUUUUAUCUCAACGCAUUUUUUAAACCCGAAUUUCCAUGAAUGACACGCAGCACUUCAAAGUAUCCGCGAAAUACACUACGAUAAUCAAGUAACACAACAACUGUUGUGUUGGCCAUGAUGUGAGGUGGCUCCAAAAUGAUCUAAAUUUAACUGUGAAUUCGUGUUUCUUAUCUAACUUAUUCUGGAUAUAUGAAAGGUGUGUAAUGAUGCUAGUGUUCGAAAUAAGUUGUGUGCCUCGACCAGUUCAUGAAUUAUUUGACCUGUUUCCUGCAAUCCAUGGUGAUUGCAAAUUAUCACACACACACAAAAGUUAUCUUGUCACUCAGCAUUUUGCUACUGCAUCAACUCAGUUUUGCCUGUCUCUAGCUUGUUUUGUUUGAUGUAGAGCUUAAGUAAUAAAAUGUGUGCUGUUUA
Cloeon dipterum is the source of this 2726-nucleotide messenger RNA. Its product is annotated as calnexin-like. Gene Ontology annotation, biological process: protein folding. Gene Ontology annotation, molecular function: calcium ion binding. Lineage: Eukaryota; Metazoa; Arthropoda; Insecta; Ephemeroptera; Baetidae. Gene Ontology annotation, cellular component: endoplasmic reticulum membrane; endoplasmic reticulum. Bases 200 to 2065 code for a protein of 621 amino acids. The record is from RefSeq and is a predicted model, not a curated record. The transcript has 10 exons.